GCAGCCCCCGCUCGCGUUUCCAGCCCGGCGUUUGCGCGCGCGCCGGCGAUCGAAGCCACGGGCUCCGCCAGCCACGGCCCGGACUCCAGCGGGAAGAGAAGCGUGCGCUCGGUGUCAGAGCGCGCCGGACGUGCCCGCGCCGAACGACGACGCACGGCGAAUGGAGGAGCGGCCCGUGCGAAGCAUACCGUAAGGAGAGGCAACGCCGUCGUCUCAUCGACUUGCUGGCCGAUCGCUCGAAGAGGGGAGAGGGUGUGCUGUUCGUUGCGGUGGGGGAGGAGGCGGUGUAUAAGAUUCCUGAGGGAGCAGCACCCGUUGCUCCCUUUUUUUUCUUUACUCCUUUUACGGGCGAGGAGCAAGCCUGGCUGACUCGGCGGCGGCGUGAAAGUGCGUGUCGGUGUCCGGCGGCUUUUCUUUCUUUUUUCUUUUUUUUUACCCUUCUCUGGUGCCGGUGUGUUUGUCGGCGUUGCGACACGGCGGAACGCAGCUAGGCCUAACCAGCCAUGGGGGACGCCGAAGGGUCGUCCGAACAGGACGACGUGUCAUUCCUCCGCACGGAUGACAUGGUGUGUCUCCAGUGCACGGCCACCGGAACCCGAGUGUGCCUUGCCGCGGAAGGUUUCGGCAACCGACACUGCUACCUCGAAAACAUCGCCGACAAGAACUUUCCCCCGGAGAUGCUGUCAUGCGUGCUGGUACUGGAACAGGCGCUGUCGGUGCGGGCCCUCCAGGAGAUGGUCACGGCUGCAAACUCGGACACGGGGAAAGGAACGCAGUCGGGCCACAGAACUCUGCUGUACGGUCAUGCCGUGCUCUUGAGGCACCAGAAUAGCAACAUGUACCUGGCUUGCCUUUCGAGCAGCUCAUACAACGACAAGCUUGCCUUCGAUGUCGGCUUACAAGAUCACUGUCAAGGUGAGGCGUGCUGGUGGACCAUUCACCCGGCCUCCAAGCAGAGGUCCGAAGGAGAGAAGGUCCGCGUCGGAGACGACCUCAUCCUCGUCAGCGUAGCCACCGAACGAUACCUGCACACGGCCAAAGAAGGCGACGACACGAUCGUGAACGCCAGCUUUCAUCUCACACAUUGGUCAGUGGCGCCAUUCGGAACGGGCACCAGCAGAACGAAGAACGUUGGUUAUGUAUUCGGCGGUGAAGUGCUAAGGUUUUUCCAUGGAGGAGACGAGUGCCUCACCAUACCGCCCAACUGGAGUCAGGAGGCCGGUCAAAACAUCAUUGUGUACGAAGGCGGUGCCGUCCUGAAUCAAGCUCGUUCUCUAUGGAGGCUCGAGCUAGUGCGAACAAAGUGGGCGGGUGGCUUCGUCAACUGGGGCUACCCACUCCGCAUCCAUCACAUCACGACGGGCCAAUACUUGGCCUUCGGCGAUAACCGAGAGGUUUGCCUCGUGCCCCGAGAGCGCGCCACCGUCGCGGCCACGGCGUUCUGUCUCAGGCAGACCAAGGACGACAAGAAGAUCGUUCUGGACGAGAAAGAGGAAGAGGUUCUUGGAUCACCCCUUAUCAAAUAUGGCGAUACUACGGUGUUUCUGCAGCAUCUUGAGACGGGACUCUGGCUAUCGUACAAGACGUAUGAAACUAAGAAGCGAGGAGUUGGAAAAGUGGAGGAAAAACAGGCCAUCAUGUCCGAAGAAGGCAAGAUGGACGACGGCCUAGAGUUCAGCCGCGCCCAGGUGGAGGAAUCCCGCACUGCGCGCGUCAUCCGAAAGUGCGGAUCGCUCUUCAACAAGUUCAUCGUAAACUUGGACGCCAUGCAAAGCGGUGCCGGUCGGCAGGAGUCUGCCAUGAGCACCAUCGACCAGGACGAGAUGAUCAUGUGCUUCGAGGACCUCAUAAACUACUUCGUCCAGCCGGAAGACGACAUCGAGCACGAAGAAAAGCAGAAUAAGCUGAAGGCUCUCAGGAACAGGCAAGAUUUAUUUCAAGAAGAGGGCAUCCUGAACCUCAUCCUGGAAACGAUAGAUAAAAUCAACGCAAUCACGACGUCCGGAUACCUGGUGUCCAUGGGAGGAGAGGACGCCGGUCAGAGCUGGGACACGAUAUCAGGCUUUCUGUACCAGCUGCUAGCUGCCAUCAUCAAGGGAAACCACACCAAUUGCGCUCAGUUCGCCCAGCCUCAUAGACUAGACUGGUUAUUCAGCCGACUGAGCAGUCAACAAGCCUCCGAAGGAACAGGCAUGUUGGAUGUAUUGCAUUGUGUGCUGAUUGACAGCCCUGAAGCUCUCAAUAUUCUCAAAGAAGAUCACAUCAAAGUCAUCAUCUCUCUUCUUGAAAAGCAUGGACGUGAUCCUAAGGUGCUGGACGUACUGUGCUCCCUCUGCGUCACGGGCAAAGGUGUGGCCGUGCGGAGCAGCCAGAACAACAUUUGCGACAACCUGCUGCCCGGGAAGAACCUUCUGCUGCAGACGCGUCUCGUCGAUCACGUGGCCAGCAUGCAGCCCAACAUCUUCGUUGGCAAGGUCGAGGGGGCGGCGCUGUUCAGGCGCUGGUACUACGAGGCCAUGGUGGACCACUGCGAGCAAGUGAGCCACCUGGAUCCCCACUUGCGAAUCGGCUGGGCCAACACGGCCGGCUACGUGCCCUACCCAGGUGGAGGGUCCAAGUGGGGCGGAAACGGACUCGGAGACGACCUGUACUCCUUCGGUUUCGACGGUGCUUGCCUCUGGACCGGGGGUCGCAGCAACACUGUAAGGUCGUCUUCGCCCCCCUACAUUCGAAAGGGUGACGUCAUUGGCUGCAUCAUCGACCUGAACGUGCCGGUGAUCAGUUUCACGGUGAACGGAAUCAAGGUGAAGGGCUGCUUCAGAAGCUUCAACACCGAUGGCAUGUUUUACCCGGCGAUCAGCUUCUCGGCGAAAGUGAGCUGUCGAUUCCUGCUCGGCGGAGACCAGGGCAAGCUACGGUAUGGCCCUCCCGAUGGCCACUCGGCUUUGGUCGAGGCCCUGCUGCCGCAGCAGGUGCUGACCGUCGAGCCGUGCUUCCAGUUCGGCGACGUGCCCAAGGGAGUCCUGUUCGGGCCGGCGCCCAUUGCUGACGACGCCGUUUUCGUGCCGUCACCCGUAGACACAUCCAACAUUACCCUUCCCAACUACAUCGAGUCCGUCCGUGACAAGCUCGCUGAAAAUGUCCACGAAGUGUGGGCAAUGAACAAGAUUGACAUCGGGUGGAGAUACGGAGAGGUGAGAGACGAUGCCAGAAAGUUCCACCCGUGCCUGACAUCCUUCGAGCACUUACCGAUGGCAGAAAAGAAGUACGACACCACACUAGCUCUUCAAACCCUCAAGACCAUCCUUGCCCUGGGCUACCACAUCACGGUAGACAAGCCGCCCGCGCGUAUAAAGACCGUCAAACUCCCUAACGACCCGUACCUCCAACCCAACGGCUACAAACCGGCUCCAUUGGAUCUGGGCGCGAUCACGUUGACUGCCAAGAUGGAGGAGCUGGUAGACCAACUGUCUGAGAAUACGCACAAUGUCUGGGCCCAGGAGCGUAUUCAGCAGGGAUGGACGUACGGCCUGGUCGAAAAUCAGCCAACCAGGAGAAGUCCACACUUAGUGCCUUACAAAAGCGUCGACGACGUCAUCAAGAAAGCCAACAGGGAUACAGCCGGAGAGCUAGUCAAGACACUUCUGGCCUAUGGCUAUGUCCUGGAGCCUCCAACCGCUGAAAGCCUCGAAGGAGUGCAAAGUAAAGUAGCAUCAGUGAAAUACGACCAACGAACAUACCGUGCGGAAGUAACUUACUCCGUUUCUGAAGGGAAGUGGUACUUCGAGUUCGAAGUGAUGACACUGGGUCCCAUGAAGGUCGGUUGGGCGAACGCCAGCAGCUUCCUGCCAUCUUGCGAGAUCGGUGGUGACCAUAACUCCUGGGCUUACGACGGUUUCCAGGCUAUCAAAUCCCACGGCGGGGGCACGGAAUCUUAUGGCAAGCAAUGGAUGAUCGGUGACGUCAUUGGAUGCAUGCUCGACCUACAUGACCGCACCAUCAGCUACUCUUUGAAUGGAGAAUUACUGCUUGACAACCUCGGUGGCGAAGCUGCCUUCUCGGACAUUCCUUGCGGUGAAGGCGCAUCUUACGUACCAGCAUGCACGUUUGGCAUAGGCCAGAAGGCGAAGCUGAUCUUUGGUCAUGACGUCAACCUGCUCCGGUUCUUCACCACCUGCGGCUUGCGAGGGUACCAGCCUUUCUGCGUCAACAUGAACCGGAACAUGACUUUCUGGUACAACAAGGAUGAACCGAUGUUUGUCAACGUGGACGAUGCUUUCUCGCCAAACGUCGAAGUUAACAGAAUACCGGCAGGAGGAGAAUGCCCACCCGCUCUGAAGAUCACGCACAAGUUGUUCGAGUCUGUGGAAAAGGUCAAUUACGAGUUCCUGAGACUCAGUUUGCCAGUUUGUUGCAACGAGAACUUGAUCGAGGAGCAGGAAAAAGAGCACCGGUGGGAAGAAGUGCGCCGCCGACAGCGGCGGGCGCAAGCCGAGAAGUCGAGCGUACGGCAUCCAGCCAACCUGGAGCACCACAUGCUGCGCAGCGGAUUCAGUAUGUCCGACGUCAAGGACCUGCAGCGUGGCUACUCCGACGAAGGCGGCGACACCGAGGAGCCGAUGCACAUGGAACACAGGCCCCCGACACCUCAGCAGCGGCGCCGAUCCAUGCUCAGUCCCCGCGGUACCACCGGCACCCUCACUAAGACGCAAUCGUUCGAUGCUGCCACCACCUUGCAGGUUCCUGACGGAUCCCGUCCGGACCCUAAGCGGCUGCGCGCAGCUUCGAGCGAGGAGGCGCUUAACCGGCUCGGCCAUAAGCCCAAGGCCGGUCAGCGAACCAAAGCGGUCACACCCGAACCUGAGAGCAAGUCCAAGCGUCGUGGCAAGUCCCCUUUCCGCUUCUUCCGAAAGAAGGAGGAGAAGGAGGAUGCCGCCGCAACCCAGGCCUCGGGACAGGCGCCCCCGUCCUCGAAGGGGGGUCAGCAGCAGAGCAUGUCCCCACCUCUGCUCACUGUGCGGCCUCCGUCCGUCCAUAGACUGUCGCCAGCUCCCAGCAACCAACUCCUGUGCCCACCUGUGCCCGAGAGACCCACCACGUUGUCUUCGCCGACGAGUUCCGGAAGCGGAACCGGAGGCGGCAAUUCCACCUUGCCCCGCAGCGGAAGCUUCCGCCGGCCCUCCAUCACGCCCGGCCCGCCGCCCCUGGCCACCGACGAGAGCGGUGACCACCUGGACACCUCGGUGUUGGAGCUGGUGGACGAAUACUUCUUCGGUCUCCGCGUGUUCCCGGGCCAGGACCCGAACCACGUGUACGUCGGCUGGGUCACGACCGCGUACAAGUUCUACGACCGCACCUUCGGAAACUCCAAGGUUCGCAAGGUAGCUUUCCACGGGCUCAGCGAGGAUGGUCUCGUCCACCACGUCCUGGAACGCCAGAACUGCUACAUGGUGUGUGCAGGGCAGUUGGCCGCUGAGAUUAGCCAGGGCGAAACAGCAGGCCGUUCCGCCAAUCAGGGAAUGUACGUCGGCUGCCACAUUGACGUCGCCACCGGCGUGAUCACGUUCAGCGCUGACGGACACAUGACGAGGCAGCGCUUCAGGAUGGAGCCGGGCACCAAGCUGUUCCCGGCGGUGUUUUUCGAGGCAACCAGCAAAGAGGUGCUGCAGUUCGAGCUGGGCCGUACGCCCACCACGCUGCCGCUGUCGGCCGCCCUGCUGCACACGACGAGCAAGCACCUGACGCCGCAGCUGCCUCCCAGGCUCAAGGUCCAGUGUCUGCAGCCGUAUGUGUGGGCCCGCGUGCCCAACGUGAACCUUCGCCCGCACGCCCUGCGGCUGUCCGAGGUGCGCGGCUGGAGUAUGCUGUGCGAAGACCCGCUCUCCAUGCUGGCCCUGCACAUACCCGAGGAACACCGCUGCAUCGACGUCCUCGAACUCAUCGAGAACGAGCGCCUGCUCAAUUUCCACGCGCACACCCUGUCUCUCUACGGUGCGCUGUGCUUCCAGGGCAACCACAGAGCGGCGCACAUGAUUUGCUCGCACGUGGACGAGAAGCAGCUCAUGUACGCCAUACAGAGCGAGUACCUCUCGGGACCGCUGCGAACGGGCUUCACCGACCUUCUUAUCUCUCUGCACCUGGAGUUCCACGCAUACGCCAGGAGCUUGACGCAGAACGAGUUCAUUGUGCCCCUUGGUCCGGACAUCCGAGCGCUGUACGAAGACUCGUACACGGCGCAUUCUUUCUGCACCCUGGAGUGCGUCUCCAUACGGCCAGAGAUGUCCUUCUCGGAGACAAGGGACAAAGUGGAGUCAAUCGCCGACCUCAGCACUCCUUACUUCCCUGUCGACACCCUCAAGCAGUUCGUCAUUGAAGCACUGGCCGACGCUGUGAAGAAGGACAGUCGCCCCAACCGUGACCCCAUCGGCGGUAGCAACGAGAACUUGUUCGUGCCCUUGCUCAAGCUCGCUGACAAGCUCCUUCUUGUUGGACUGAUGGACGACAACGACUUACAGUGGCUCCUCUACCUCCUCGACCCUGGUACCUUCCAUCCUGGUAAAGCGGGGAUUGGUGCUCCAGCUGCGGUGACCGGAAGUGACGGCGGUGGAGGCGGAAAUGGAGGCGUCCCCCUGGGCCUCAUCGACAUGCAGAUCGCCGAGGGCGUGAAACUGCAGGUGUGCCUGAUCUUGCAUCACCUGUGCGACCUGCAGCUCAGACACCGAGUGGAGGCCAUCGUUUGCUUCUCCGAUGACUACGUCGGAAACUUGCAGUCGGACCAACUGAGACGGUACAUCGAGAUCAAGCAGUCGGACCUGCCCUCAUCGGUAGCUGCCAAGAAGACCCGCGAGUUCCGCUGCACGCCCAAGGAGCAGAUGCGUGCCAUCCUCGGCUUCAAGAACUUGGAUGAGGAGAACAGCGACCAGUGCCCGUGUGGGGAAAACCUGCGUGAGGCACUGGGCUCCAUGCACGAGGACCUGGUGCAGCGGCUCAAGGCAGCCUCUGCGGCUCAUGAGGAGGCCACAGACGGCGAGGCUGAGAGCACGAGCACUCUGCGCCAAAAGUUCAUGUCCCUUGUGAACUUCGUGAAGUCACAGGAGGAGACUGGCGGAGAGGAGAAGGAGCACAUCAUAUUCCCGGAAGAGAUCUUCACACGCAAGGUAGUCCAGGUGGUGGUCAAUUGGGCAAAGCAGUCAGAGAUUGAGGACCGCGAGGUGGUGCGCCAGAUGUUCCGGCUGCUGCUGCGCAUAUACAACUCAGUCGGGGAGCUGAUGAACGCCCUGGAGAACACGUACGUCAUCAGCCACCGCAGUCAGUCUGACAUCAUCAGCGUACUCAGCCACCUCGGACGGGUGCGUGCCUUACUGCCGGUCCAGAUGUCACCCCUCGAAGAGGAAGUCAUGCGCAAGAGCCUCUGGGCCCUGGUGAACAACAGAAUCUUCUUCCAACAUCCAGACCUCAUCCGUGUACUGCGUGUGAAUGAAAAUGUUAUGGACGUCAUGAUCAACACUCUAGGAAAGCGGGCCCAAACACAGUCCUCAGGGCAGGCUCCUGCGGCUGCGUCUUCGCCUGCCUCACCAUCUGCACCCGAAGCCACACCAGCCGACAAGGACACGUCUCACGAGAUGGUCGUGUCUUGCUGCCGCUUCCUGUGCUACUUCUGCCGCACCAGUCGCCAGAACCAGAAGGCCAUGUUCGACCAUCUCGACUUCCUUCUUGAGAACAGCAACAUUCUGCUCUCACGCCCGUCGCUACGUGGUUCAACCCCGUUGGAUGUGGCAUACAGCUCCCUGAUGGAGAACUCGGAGCUGGCUCUUGCCCUGAGGGAGCAUAACUUGGAGAAGAUAGCGGCCUACAUGUCUCGAUGUGGCCUCCAGUCUAAUUUAGAGCUUGUGGACCGUGGAUACCCUGACGUUGGAUGGGACCCAGUAGAGGGAGAGCGCUACCUGGACUUCCUGCGCUUCUGUGUCUGGGUCAAUGGUGAGACAGUGGAAGAGAAUGCCAACUUGGUGAUCCGCCUCCUCAUUCGCCGGCCGGAGUGUCUGGGUCCAGCACUCCGGGGUGAAGGUCCAGGGCUGUUAGAUGCCAUCCGUGAGGCCGUCCGCAUGUCUGAACGCAUCGCUGCCGAACGUCAGCAGCAACAGCAACAGGGUGUGCAACAGGAGGAGCCUGGCGAGGACGACAUCGACAUGGGUGCGGCCAUCCUGAACUUCUACUGCACCCUGGUGGACCUGCUUGGUCGGUGUGCGCCGGAGGCAGCCACCAUCGCCCAGGGAAAGAAUGAGAGCAUCCGGGCACGCGCCAUCCUGCGCUCCCUCGUGCCCCUGGAUGACCUUCUAGGGGCACUCAGUCUACGUUUCACGCUUCAGAUACCCCGCAAGGGUGACACCACCCCAAAGAGUGAUCUGCCUGCUGGACUGCAGCCCAACCACAAGCAGUCCAUCGUAAUGUUCCUGGAACGAGUCUACGGACUGGAGACUCAGGAGACUUUCUUCCGCCUUCUUGAGGAUGGCUUCUUGCCUGAUCUCAGAGCAGCCACCAUGCUUGAUCGGACGGACAACACGGAGAGUGACAUGGCGCUAGCCCUGAACCGCUACAUUGGCAACUCGGUCCUGCCCAUGCUCAUCCAGUACCACCACUACUUCACCGAUGCCGAGAACUACGCCAGCUUGCUGGAUGCAACAUUGCACACUGUCUACCGACUCUCCAAGGUCAAGAUUCUCACCAAGGGGCAGCGUGAGAAGGUCUCCGACUUCCUCGUCGCCCUCACUAGGGAAAUGCAGCCGAGCAUGCUUCUCCGCCUUCUGCGGAAACUCACCGUGGACGUCUCAGUCAUCACGGAGUACACUGCCGUUGCCCUCAGGCUGCUGACUCUACACUAUGAGCGAUGCAAGAGCUACUACAGUGCCAGCGGCGGCCAGGGAGCUUACGGGACAGCGUCAGGCGAAGAGCGCCGACUCACCAUGCUACUCUUCACCAACAUAUUUGAUUCUCUCUCCAAGAUGGAGUAUGACCCAGAGCUGUUCAGCAAGGCACUGCCGUGCCUGACGGCCAUAGCUUGUUCACUGCCGCCCGACUACUCACUGACCGAGGGCCACGAGGAGGACUGGUCCAAGCAGAACACAGCAUCUGGUCCCUAUGUGCCUGAACCAGUGAACACUGCAGGAGUGCAGCUGAGCCAGGAUUUGAACAGCAUUGUGCAGCGCUUCUCAGAACACUUCCAUGAUGCCUGGGCAAUGCGAAAGCUGGAGCGAGGUUGGCAGUACGGAGAACGCUGGAAUGAUGAAGCCAAGACCCAUCCAAGGUUGAAGCCAUACAAUCUGCUGACUGACUAUGAAAAGGAACGCUACCGCGACCCCAUUCGAGAGCUCCUCAAGGCUCUCCUGGCAUUUGGUUGGAAGCUGGAGCUAAGCGACUCAUCACAGCGCUCAAACGCACCCAUUGCAGCUCAAGCCCAGACACCCAUGGCCUACAUGCCAACACCUGUGGAUAUGUCAACGUUGACCCUCAACAAAGAUAUGAUGACAAUGUCUGAGCGGUUGGCCGAGAACACACACGACAUCUGGGCCAAGAAAAUGAAGGAAGAGCUGGACGCUGUUGGUGGUGGCAUACAUGCACAGCUAGUGCCAUACGACCUGCUCACUGACCGGGAGAAGUACAAGAACCGAGACCGUGCGCAAGAGUUCCUCAAGUUUCUUCAGUAUGAGGGCUACCGCGUUUCAAGCAAGUCCCUACGUCGCCGUGAACGUGGAGGUGCCCCAAGCGAGGAGCCACAAGCCCCUGGGCAAGGCCAGACUCCAGGGCAGGAACGCCGCUUUGCCAGCUCCCUGCUGGAGAAACUGCUGCAGUACCUGGACAUGGCCGCGAUAAACCUCAAGGUUCUAAGGCCCAGCGUGCCCUUCAGCCGCCGGACAAGCUUCAAGACCUCCAGCCGGGACGUCAAGUUUUUCAGCAAGGUGGUGUUGCCAUUGAUGGAGAAGGUGUUUGUGGCUCAACGGGCAUUCUUCCUGAUGUCACCCACCGCCACUUCCACAGUUGGCACGGCCACCAUACGCGAGAAGGAGAUGGUCGCAAGUCUGUUCUGCAAGCUGGGCGGUCUGCUGAGAGCUAAAUUCAGCGUAUUUGGCAAUGAGUGCAAGUUAGCUGUCUCCUGCCUGCAGGUGCUCAUUCGUGCAACAGAUGCGAAGGCCAUAGUGAAGAACUGCCCAGACUUUGUAAAGACUUCAAUGUUGACUUACUUCAACAAUGCUGCCGACGACCUGGCCCAGACACUGGUAAACCUGGAGCAAGGCCGCUACAGUCACCUGCGCGGAACGACGAUGAAGACUUCGUCGUCACUCAACUACGUUCAACUCGUGUUGCUGCCUGCGCUCACAGCAUUGUUCGAUCACCUGGCCGCCAACGAGUUCGGCAGCGACCUGCUGCUGAGUGACAUCCAGGUGGCCUGCUACAAGAUCCUGAACAGCCUGUACACAUUAGGCACCAACCUGGAACUUCACAAUGGGAGGUCCUUUAUCAAGGCUGAGCUAGAACGCCAUCGACCAGCAUAUGGAAACUGUCUGGGUGCCUUUGCGGCCACCUUUCCUGUUGCCUUUCUGGAGCCUUCGCACAACAAGCACAACCCAUACUGCAUUCAUGGCAAAGCUCAAGAGCAUUCACUGGAAGCACAGGCCGUGAUGGCCACCCUAGAGUCGAGCAUGCCUACAUUAGAGGACCUCAUGGGGCAGGUUGAGAAGUUUGUGACCGGAAAUGGGAAAUAUACCGAGCAGCCAUUCAUCAUUGAUGUUAUGAUGCCUAUGCUUUGCAGCUACCUUCCCUUUUGGUGGAGUCAAGGCCCAGACAAUGUCAACCCCACGUCAGGAAACCACGUGACCAUGGUUACCAGUGACCAUCUGACUGGCCUUUUGAAAAACGUCUUGAAUCUUCUGCGCAAAACUGUCAACAUUGAGGGCUCUCCUUGGAUGAUAACCAUUGCAGGGCAUGCGGGUCAAAUUGUGAUAAACUCAUCCGAGGAACUUCUGCGGGACCCCAUCUUGCCACUGAUGGAAAAAGUCCGGCAGUGUGCGGACUCAGUAUUCCACAAGGAGGAGUGCAUGCGCAGCUACCUCAAGUCCAGCACUGAUGACACCUCCCAGGCUGAAAGCCAGCUCCAAGAGGAAUUCUCACUCCUUGUUCGGGACAUAUAUGCCUUCUUCCCUCUGCUCAUCAAGUAUGUGGAUCUUCAAAGAAACCACUGGCUCAAGAACAACGUGAAAGAAGCUGAACAAGUAUACACUUGUGUUGCCCAUGUGUUCAACACUUGGAACAAGUCUCAGUACUUCCGGCGAGAAGAAGCCAACUUCAUCUCCCAGCACGAGAUUGACAACAUGGCGCUCAUUAUGCCCUCGGGACGUGGACGAGCCAGCGUGCAAACCGUAGACGCUGGUCAAAGCCAGAAGAAGGAGAAGAAAAAGAAGCGAGAUGGCAAGCGAGACAAGGACAAAGAGCUGGCGGCCAGCCUGGUGGUGGCCUGCCUCAAGCGCCUCCUGCCCGUCGGCCUCAACCUGUUCGCCGGCCGAGAGCAGGAGCUCGUCCAGCAUGCCAAGGAGAAGUUCCUCAAUAAAUGCCAAGACUCGGACAUCUUUGAUUACGUCAAGCUGCAGCUCACUCUUCCUGAUAAGAUUGACCCGACGGAUGCAAUGAGCUGGCAACACUACCUGUACAGCAAGCUGGGCAGCCAACGAUCAACGCCAGUGGAGCCCAAUGCGGUGGUGCCCGUGGUCUCACAGGACAGGCUCGUUGAGCGCAUCAUUGAUAUGGCCAAGGUGCUUUACGGACUACAUGUGAUCGACCAUGCUCAGGGCUCGCUGAAGGGUGCCUAUCGCAGUGUAGUGUCCACACAGCGAAAGCGGGCCGUCAUUGCCUGCUUCCGAAUGACCUCGCUGCACAGUCUUCCCAGGCAUCGUGCAAUCAACAUAUUCUUAAACGUGUAUACUAGCCUCUGGCUUGAAGAGGAAAACGUUGGUCAAGAGCAGCUCAUUGACGACCUCACGACUACAUUUGAGGAGUCUGAGAAGGAGCAAUCUGCUGAGGAGACAGAGGAGGCACCUGACCCCCUGGUGCAGCUUGUUGUGGCCUUCUCAAGAACAGCCACGACUGAGCACAGUGGCGUCAAUCCCGAAGAUCCCCUGUACAUGCAGUACGCCUUCAUAUUUAGCCAGAGCUGUGGUGGUGCUGAAGAAGAGGAGGAGGAGGAGGAAGGCGAUGAAGAAUCGGGGCCCUCGAUUCAUGAGCAAGAGCUGGAGAAGCAACGGUUGCUGUUCCAACAGGCCCGUCUCGCUAGCCGAGGUGUUGCUGAAAUGGCACUUCUCUACAUAUCUGCCAGCAAGGGUUGCCAUGGCCCAAUGGUGAUUGAAACCUUGAAGCUUGGCAUUUCCCUUCUGAAAGGAGGCAACCAGGAAGUUCAAAUGCGCAUGCUGCAACACCUCAAGGAGAAGAAGGACGUUGGAUUCUUCACUUCCAUCGCUGGACUGAUGAACUUGUGCAGCGUGCUGGACCUGGACGCUUUCGAGCGCACCCAGAAAGCGGAGGGCCUGGGUGUUGGGGCAGAGGGGACGGCAGGCGAGAAGAACAUGCACGACGCUGACUUCACGUGUGCCUUGUUCCGCUUCCUGCAGCUCCUCUGUGAGGGCCACAACUUGGAAUUCCAGAACUACUUGAGAACGCAAGCUGGCAACACAACAACGGUGAACGUCGUUAUCAGCACUGUGGAUUAUUUGCUCAGGCUGCAGGAAUCGAUCAUGGAUUUUUACUGGCAUUAUUCAAGCAAAGAAAUUAUCGAUCAGCCGGGCCAAGACAACUUCUGCCGCGCCAUCACGGUGGCCAAGCAAGUGUUCAACACCCUUACCGAGUUCAUACAGGGUCCAUGCUCACUGAAUCAGCAGGCGUUGGCACACAGUCGUCUCUGGGACGCAGUGGGUGGCUUCCUUUUCCUUUUUGCCCACAUGCAAGACAAGCUGUCCAAGAACUCAAGUCAGCUAGAUCUCCUCAAUGAGUUGUUGCAACUGCAGCAAGAGAUGGUCAUCAUGAUGCUCAGUAUGCUUGAAGGUAACGUGAUGAACGGUACCAUUGGAAAGCAAAUGGUGGACACGCUGGUGGAAUCGGCCUCAAAUGUUGAGCUCAUUUUGAGGUUCUUCGACAUGUUCCUCAAGCUCAAGGAGCUCACAUCAUCAAGUUCAUUCCAGGAGAUCGACUCCAAGAACACGGGCUGGAUAACACCCAAGGACUUCCAGAAGGCCAUGGAGCAGCAGAAGAUUUACAACCCGGACGAAAUCGCUUUCCUUAUGAGCUGCUGCGAACCAAACAUGGAUGACCUGAUUGAUUAUCGCGAGUUCACGGAGAGGUUCCAUAACCCGGCCAAAGAUAUUGGAUUCAACUUGGCCGUGUUGUUAACAAAUCUUUCGGAGCACAUGCCAAAUGAUCCACGGUUGCAACGAUUCCUGGAAACUGCUAGCAGUGUGCUCAACUAUUUCGAGCAGUUUCUUGGUCGCAUCGAAAUUAUGGGUAGCAGCAAGAGGAUAGAGAGAGUCUACUUCGAGAUCAAAGAGUCCACAAUCGAUCAGUGGGAAAAGCCACAAAUUAAGGAGUCAAAGAGGGCCUUCUUCUACAGCAUUGUGACUGAAGGUGGUGACAAGGAGAAACUAGAGGCAUUCGUUAACUUCUGCGAGGAUGCCAUAUUUGAGAUGCAACAUGCGAGCAGCAUAUCAAAUGAAGACACCGAGGAGCCUCCAGCCAAGGCAGAUCCCUACACAUUCUUGGGAGCGGAGGAGGCGAGGCCACCGGGCCCGCUGGAGCCUCUCAAGCAGGGCCUGGGUCUUCUGCGCGACGGCAUUGGUGCGUUGCUCUCGGUGCUGCGGCCGUCCAACAUUCGGCGCCAGUACCAGAAGCUGCGCUCCAUGACCUUUGGCGAGAUCUUGCUGGGAAGCUUCAAGAUGUCCUUUUUCGGAUUCUUCUACAUCAUUUGGCUCAUCUUUGCCUUUACGAGGAGUGCAAUAAGCGUGACCCUGCGGCUAAUGGGUGGCCAGCCCCUGGUGGGCAGCGCGGUGCCCGAGGAAGACACCAGGGGACUCAAGUACGGUGGUGGGAUGGGUACACCGCUCGCUUUAGAGGCUGGACCCGCGGCUAUGGCCAUGGCAGCAGGCAUGGGAGCUGGCGGGGGACUGCCGGCCGAGGCGGACAUGGCCCCGCACAUGCGCGCCUUCGGCCUAGACAUCACCAAGACCGAGGAAGAUGGUGAAGUCAAGUACCACGUGCUACCUCCAAAGUCUACGCUGAGCCCCCAGUCGAGCAUGGAUGAUGCCGACCAGACCACCGACGAGGAGACCAGCAAGGGAUCGCCGCACGAGAAGGGCUCACCCGAUGGAGAGCUGCCAGGAUGGCCUUCCACCAGAUGCACAGACAACAGUCUUGGAUGGUGACGUCAAGACCAAGGAGGCUGGCCAAGCUACUAUGGAUGGGGAUGUUAAGCGUGCUGCAAUGCCAACACCAGAGAUGGCGGCCAUGAUGAUGGCACCCCAGAUGGCAGCGACGGAGCCACCCAAGCCAACCGAGGCGCCACCCGUUGCCGCCAUCGACUUAAGCGAGUACAGCCAAAAG
This is a messenger RNA of Dermacentor silvarum, 14631 nucleotides long. It is a transcript of the gene RyR, whose product is annotated as ryanodine receptor-like. The record is from RefSeq and is a predicted model, not a curated record. Gene Ontology annotation, molecular function: protein binding; ryanodine-sensitive calcium-release channel activity. Gene Ontology annotation, biological process: calcium ion transmembrane transport. NCBI's taxonomy places the organism in Eukaryota, Metazoa, Arthropoda, Arachnida, Ixodida, Ixodidae. Gene Ontology annotation, cellular component: sarcolemma; Z disc; calcium channel complex.